CUCGAGGUUAUUUAUUUUAUUUUCCUGUUUUUGUAGAAUCGAUGCGAUAUGCAAGCGAUGCUUUAAAAAGGCCGCGUUAUUUAUUUAUACGAUAGUUUUAAUCAGCAUGGCAACCAGUAAACAGCAUCUGCCUUGUCCGGGAUUAACUUAAAAAAAGAGAUUCAUUCAUGGGCACCUGAUUUCAUUAAUAUCAUGUCAUGAACUGAUGGGUGAAAAAUGCAUCAAAAACAUUGCUUCCAGAAUUCAAAAGACAUUUAACAGCCGCUUCGCAACAGGCAAGUGAAGUCUAUUAUGGGAAAUCGUGUAUGUUGGCAGCCAUUCCGAGCAUCCGGAACCUGCUUUGAACGAGAUUCUGCAUAUUUCUGCAUCGUCAUUGUGGUACCAUCCACCUGCCUGAUUAAUCUUGCAAUAGAGUCGAAAAUAGAAGGAGGAAGUGCCAAGUUUGGGUUACCUGGAAGAACUUCCGGAAACGAAACAGUAAAAGAGACAUUUUAUUCUUCCUCAUUUGACAAGUGUCAAGUGUCUCUUGAUGUCGGACAAUGAAUCGAAGGGCUCUUCUUCGUCGGCCAUUGAAAACCAAUACGUCAUAGAGACACUCUCCUGCAUUACAUGCGGACAGUGCGUUCCUACAUUUGCUUUGAACGGAAUGUCAACUUUUUUGUCGCCUAUUCUGGCUACGACGGUAUAUCAUGCCGGGAUGAAAUGUUUUGGCGUCGGUCCUGUGUCAUUCCAUAUAAAGUACGUGAACACUAUAUCAUCGAACUUCGUUUCUCGCUUACAAUAAUUUUGCCGACUUACCGGACCUUGAAACCCCAUGCAAGUCCAAUUCACCUUUUUCGGGCAUGAAUCGACAGAUGCAAGUUUUUCCGAGAAAGAAAUGAAAUCAUUCAACUUUUUUUUUUGCAUAGCCUUUCAC
Radiomyces spectabilis is the source of this 916-nucleotide messenger RNA. RefSeq lists its product as uncharacterized. The coding region runs from base 530 to 784 and encodes 84 amino acids. NCBI's taxonomy places the organism in Eukaryota, Fungi, Mucoromycota, Mucoromycetes, Mucorales, Radiomycetaceae. The record is from RefSeq and is a predicted model, not a curated record. The transcript has 2 exons.